AUGGAUGAAAGAGUAAAGUAAUUGGAGAAAGACAUUGUUCAAAACGAAGUUUAAUAGCAGGAUAAUCAAUAAUCUUAGCAAAAUGAGACUAUAUACUUAUCUGAUUUUACUAAUCUUAAAGAAUUGCUAACUCAUUUUUAAAAUACCAUGUCAGAACUUUAAAUUUCAUUUGGAGCUAUACAAAUAGUAAAAAAUAGAUAAAAUAUCGAGUUUGCAAUACCAAUCCAAUAAGUAGAGAUGGAUCAAAAGAAAGAAAGAGAAUAAGCAAAAUAAUCACAAUUAAAUUUAUAAGAACAUAUUAAAAUAGCAAAUUUAUAACUUUAAUUACUAGAACAGCAUGAAUCUGAAUAAUUACUUAAAAUUCAGAACUAAGCACUUAUAAAUCAAAUUUAAUAGUUAUCCUAAUAGGUCUAGAAUUUAGAGUAUUAGUAGAAAGAAAAAAUUCAGGAGAAUGAAGGAAUGAGUGUUAUGAAGAAAUUCAAAUAUGAAUAAAUUAAUUAAAAUGAUACAGCCAAGUAAUAGGAAUUUUGUGGAGCAUUGGCAUUCAAUGCAGAUUGUUCAAUUCUCGCUGUUGGCUGCAAUAAAAUGAUUAAAAUAUUCGAUUUUGAUUAGGGAGUAUUGAAAUUAAUCUAAACUCUCACCGGUCACAGUAAUCUAAUCUAAACACUAAACUUUAUGAGGAAUAACAAUUAAUAAUUUUUAUCAGGCAGCAGUGAUAAUUAAAUAUUCGUUUGGACGUAGUAAUAAGAUUGUAAUUGGAUUUGUCAUUAAAAAUUGUAAGGACAUGCCUCAGGUAUAUUAUGCUUGAUUUUGAAUUGUAGUGAUGAUCUUAUGGUUUCAGGUAGUAAGGAUAAAACCAUCAAAUUUUGGGUUAAACCUAACAAAGAUGCUGAUUGGAGAUGCUCUUAGACAAUUUCAGAACAUUAAGACUAUGUUAAUGCUAUUAGUAUGAAUGAAAACGAAUAAAAAUUGAUCUCAUGUGGGGAAGACAAGUUAAUUCUAGUUUUAGAAAGACCUUCAAAGUUUCAGGAUUAAUGGAAUAUUAUACAAAAGAUUAAAUUGUAAAACAUGGGAUUUCGACUAUGUUUUAUUAAUGAUAACCAAUUCACAUUUUAACCAUGCAAACAAUCCUAUUUGAGUGUUUUUGAAUUGGAUAAUAACAUUUAUAAAUUGAAAACUGAGGUUGCAGUUAAAGGUGGGAUUGAUGAUUGUUAUAGUCUAUUUCCAUAAUAGUUUAAUAAAUCAAAAAAUGUUCUUAUCAAUAAGAAUGUUAGUAAUAUCAAUUUUAUACGAAAAAAUAAAAAUGGAGAACUAAUAACUGAGUAAUCAAUUGAUUUUUGCACGAGUUCGAUGAAUGGAAAACUUAGUAAUGAUGGGGAAUAUUUAGCAACAUGGGAUAGAAAAUCAUGGGAAAUUCAAAUCAGAAAAUAUUAAGAGUUUUGA
Messenger RNA from Paramecium tetraurelia, 1443 nucleotides. RefSeq lists its product as uncharacterized. Gene Ontology annotation, cellular component: cytosolic [4Fe-4S] assembly targeting complex. The transcript has a single exon. Gene Ontology annotation, molecular function: protein binding. The record is from RefSeq and is a predicted model, not a curated record. Gene Ontology annotation, biological process: iron-sulfur cluster assembly. Lineage: Eukaryota; Ciliophora; Oligohymenophorea; Peniculida; Parameciidae.